AAAGUUGAAAAUCUCAUUUCAAAUUUCAAAUCUCAUUUGAAAACCAAAAAUUUUCUUUUCCUUUCUGCUUCUUGAGAGAAAGAGAGAGAGAGUAAAAAGCUAGGGUUUCAGUGAAGAGGUCGAUUUCGAGAAAUUUCAAUGGCAGAAGUUAUUAAAGGGAGUAGUAGAAAACGAAGGGGAAAGACAACAACUGAAGCUUUAAGUACAGAUAAAAGAAAGAGAGAAGAGGAUGAUCUAGAUCUUAAUCUUUCUAGUGAUAUUCAAGGAAUUAUUGCAGCACUGCAAAAUAUUAGAGAAAAAGCUCAUAAAGAUGAUAAGAAGAAGAGUGAAGAAACGAUUGCUAGUGUGUCUUCAGAAGUCAAGACAAUACUAACUGAUGCAAAAUCAAAACUCGAGAAAGAACGGCAGACUUUUGUGAAGGCACUUUCAAAGAGUUCUAAAGAGUGUGAGAACUCUCUCAAGGAUGAGUUUGCCAAGUUCCAGUCAGUUUAUGAGAAAUUUUCUAAGGAGAAAGCAGCACAUUUGCAGGCGUUUGAAGAUAUAUUCUCCAAAUUUGACAAUGAAAAGGAAAAGCUGUACCUUCGUUAUGAACAACAGAGGAAGAAAGAAAAGAGUAUGUUAUCUGAAAUGGAGAAAACCUGUGCUGAUAAAAUCACAGCAGCUGAAGAAUCUCUAAAGAAGAAAAAGAAGGACGACAAAUCUUUCAGCAUUUUACGCAAAUCUCUCGGCUCAUUCCUGGAUGGUGCCUCAGAUGAUGAUUUCCCGGCUGAUGAAUGUAUAUGAGUUCUGAAAACAUCCUGAAAAUUCCUCAUCCCUAGUUACUUUCAGGACGGACCCAGGAAAGAUAAAUUUCCUUUGCAAAAAAAAAAAAAAAACUUGGUUGUGGACUGGGAAGCCUACCCAGGCUAAAGCCCCCUUUAGCCCAGCUGUUGGUCCGUCAUUGGACUCUGUACUAGGGGAACGAAAAUUGGUUUCCUGAUGCUUCAAUUGUCCUGCAGAUACCAUUUGGGAAAAUCUUAACAACUAAGAUGAUCGUGUCCUGAUUUUUCUUUUGGUAUUGUUAUGUGCUGGUAUUAUGGACGAUUUCGAAAAGCCGUACUCUUGAUUUUGCUCUCGAGGACAAGAACAAAUUUUAGGGGCGGAGAAUUGUUUUGUGCUAAUAAGU
This is a messenger RNA of Papaver somniferum (opium poppy), 1165 nucleotides long. Its product is annotated as titin homolog. The transcript has 9 exons. NCBI's taxonomy places the organism in Eukaryota, Viridiplantae, Streptophyta, Magnoliopsida, Ranunculales, Papaveraceae. The coding region runs from base 139 to 783 and encodes 214 amino acids. The record is from RefSeq and is a predicted model, not a curated record.